AUGUCUGUGAGCUACCCCACCCCGCUGUACUCUCAUGCGGGUCGGGGAGACUUCCGUGACGUGUACGAGCCCGCGGAGGACUCGUUCCUGUUGAUAGACGCUCUGGAGAAGGAUGCGGAGAGGCUGAAGGCGAUGUGUCCCAGGUUGUGUGUGGAGGUGGGCAGCGGCUCUGGAGUGGUCUCUGCGUUUCUGGCUUCUGUGCUCGGACCCUCGGCUCAGUUCAUCUGCACAGAUGUGAAUCCAGCGGCUGCGUCGUGCACGGCCAAAACAGCCUCCUGUAAUAAUGUUUCCUUACAGCCUGUCAUUACUGAUUUGGCAGAUUGUCUUAUGCCUCGGAUGAAUGGGAAAGUGGACGUGCUGCUGUUUAACCCUCCCUAUGUGGUCACGCCUUCAGAGGAGGUGGGAAGUUCAGGAAUAGAAGCUGCUUGGGCUGGAGGGGAACGAGGGAGAGAGGUCCUGGACAGAUUCCUGCCAAUGGUUUCAAAACUUUUGUCCAAAAACGGGCAAUGUUACCUCAUUACCAUCAUUGAGAACAACCCAGAUGAAAUCAUCAGUAUAUUGGGGCAGUCUGGACUGAGUGGAGAGGUGUGUUUAAGCACGAGGGCCGGGAACGAGAGGCUGUCAGUGCUGCGCUUCAGAUGGAGAGGAGCGUGA
Molecule: messenger RNA, 654 nt
Organism: Knipowitschia caucasica
Lineage: Eukaryota; Metazoa; Chordata; Actinopteri; Gobiiformes; Gobiidae
Source: the annotation of a GenBank genome assembly